Medioppia subpectinata is the source of this 1962-nucleotide messenger RNA. Lineage: Eukaryota; Metazoa; Arthropoda; Arachnida; Sarcoptiformes; Oppiidae. The record is from the annotation of a GenBank genome assembly.
CUGUCGUAUAGAGUAAGCCAUCAUAUAAUCCGUGAGAAGACAAUCAUUAAUGGGAUCAGCGGUUACUUCAGGAGCGGACAAAUCACCGCAAUUCUCGGGCCAUCCGGUUGUGGGAAGUCUUCACUACUUAACUGUUUGGCCGGAAUCAAGAAGAAGGGAGUCUUCGGAUCUAUCAGUAUUACCACGAAGAAAAAGCUGAAGAUAUCGGUGAUCGGACAGGAAGACCGUUUGGAUCCACGACUGUCAGUGAGAGAGGCCCUGAACUAUGCCUCCCGUCUCAAGAGUUUAGACAAAACAGAUCACAAACUGAAUGUCAAUGCAAUCCUCAAAAGGCUGGACAUCGAGUCGUGCGCUGAUGUGAGGGCUAAGCGAUGCUCUGGUGGUCAACGGAAACGCGUGUCAAUCGCUCUGGAGUUGGUCUCCAGACCUAAUAUACUAAUACUGGAUGAGCCCACCUCUGGGUUAGACACAUCCACUACUUGGCAACUAAUCAAUACACUUCUAGAUCUGACCCAACAGAGCGAAAAGGGUCAGCCCAUGGCAGUGGUGGCCACUAUUCAUCAGCCGAGUGGCAAACUCUUCAAUUUGUUUCACUCGGUGUAUAUCAUGUCAUACGACGGGCAGUGUAUAUAUCAGGGAACCCCACAAUCGAUGGUCAACUUUAUGGCCCAAUACGGCGUCAAAUGUCCAAAAUUCCACAACCCUUCAGAUUAUAUACUAGAGGUCGCGUCCAAAGAGCACGGAAUCGGCAAACCUAUGCUUUUGACAUCUAUUAUGAAGAUCGAGGCCUUGGAUCUGAUACCACACGAGCAUAAAAUUGUCGCGUCCAAAGAGCACGGAAUCGGCAAACCUAUGCUUUUGACAUCUAUUAUGAAGAUCGAGGCCUUGGAUCUGAUACCACACGAGCAUAAAAUUGUGCCCCAUUUCAAGUACAACACCUGCAGUGAUAUCUGGACACUGACCAAGAGAUCGUUUGUGUUGUCCUACCGGGACAUAUGGCUAUUGCAUUUGAGAAUUGUGGCAAAUAUCGCAACUGUCUUAUUACUGGUCGGGUUUUGGGGGCCGGAGAGCGGGAAGCUGUCGGGCUGUCCGGACAACUUCGUGGUCGACGGCGCCGACUUUGUCAAGACGUUUGAACGCGUGGCCGACAAACUCAAUGAAAACUUUGCGUGUCUUGUAUUCGUAGUGAUGUUCACGUGGUUCGGAGCCAUAUUCGCUGUGUUACUAACAUUUCCCGCAGAAAUGCAUACGUUUCUGAAGGAAUAUAGAAACGGGUGGUAUUCGGUGUACUCGUACUAUAUGGCCAAAGUGAUCGUGGACACUUUCUGGCAGUUGACAAUACCGUUGCUUAUGAUAAUACCGGCAUUUGUGGGCACCGGACAGUUCUACGAGACAGAGCGCUGGCGUUUCCACUAUUUCAUCGCCAUAUGUCUACUGCUGGCCCUCUCGUCCACAUCUAUGGGACUAAUAGUGAGCGCAUAUCUCAUGGACUCUCCGACUGCCGCCGCUUUCAUCGGUAUUGUCACCGCUUUUCCGUUAUUUCUCUUUUCAGGCUUUAUGAUCCCAGUGAAAGACAUGCCCAACGGUUUCCGACACUCAACGUGGGGUAAUUUCAUACGCUUUACAUUAGAGGGCACGACAACAGCCAUCUAUGGCUUCAACAGAUGUCGUGCGGAUCCGAUUGGGCCGAAGAAAGCGCCCAUAGAUUGGGGUUCACUCAUAACAGAGCAACAGAUGACCGCAAUCCUGGCCUCCGAUCACAUCAAUGCCGAUGCGUUGAUGAAUACAAUGAGUCUGUUUAGCGGUCAGGUGUCAGAUGAGGCCCAGUCUGUCAUAAUGACCAAGAUGGAUUAUCACGACAAUGACAUGUAUAGAGCAAUUGUCAUGUUAGUUGUGAUUAUGGUUGUGCUCAAAGUGGGCACGUAUUUUAUUCUAUUGAGAAAGGUUAAGACAGUUGAUGCU